AAAAAGAUAUUUACUUUGUUUAAAAUAUUUUUAUCUGUACAUUUUUUGUGCCUCGUUUACAAUCAUGAAAAAUAAAUGUGGUCUGCCGCCCUCUAGCGUUAAAACGUUUCGUUGGCAUAGCAACAGUGUGUUUACACGCCGGCAAAUUGUCAGCAGUCGUCUUUUAUUGACAGAAAGAAAUGUCUCGGCUGAUGGGAUCCCCUGAUAAGUUUCUACCAUCUGAGUGGAAACAUGCAAAUCAGGUGCAUUUCAGGAGCUCGGAGGCAGAACGAUCACUCUCACAGAGACUGACAGCGGAGUGUCAAAGACUCAUAGAGGAGAGUGACAAAUCUACCAAACACAUGCAACAGGAUGCACAAAAGAAGCUGGAGCAGAGAAUCCAGGACAUCAAAUUCUGGAGGCAGGAACUGGACCAGAAGUUUGAGGAGAUGGUGCAGGAGAUAGAGACCCUCAUCAUUUUCAAGAGUCGUGUGGAAAGAGCCUUAGAAAGCUGCUCUGAGCCUUUGCAAGUGACUUUGCAAUGUCUGACUGAGAGCUGCUAGGAGAGACAGCAAAUCAGGAGAAAAAUCUGGAGUCUCUACGUGUGGCAAUCGCAGAGAAAGAAGCUCCACUCAAAGUGGCUCAGACUCGACUGUCCUCUCGCAGCCAAAGGCCCAACGUUGAGCUCUGCCAUGACCCGGCUCAAAUCCGACUGCUAGAAGAGGUCAAGGAGCUCGCAAACCACAUUGAGAGGAUGGACGAAUUAAUCUUUUUUCUGAGGGAAAGGAAUAUUCCAGAAACCACCAUAAAAAGGCUGGAGGACGACAAGGUAAUAUUGAACCAAACAAUUUAACCCACUGAAUAAAU
This is a messenger RNA of Cyprinus carpio (common carp), 846 nucleotides long. Its product is annotated as tektin-1-like. Gene Ontology annotation, biological process: cilium assembly; cilium movement involved in cell motility. Lineage: Eukaryota; Metazoa; Chordata; Actinopteri; Cypriniformes; Cyprinidae. The record is from RefSeq and is a predicted model, not a curated record. Gene Ontology annotation, cellular component: nucleus; microtubule cytoskeleton. The coding region runs from base 180 to 542 and encodes 120 amino acids. The transcript has 5 exons.